AUGACAAUAAAACCUCAUUUGACUGAAUAUCAGAUCAUUGGAAGGCGACUUCCAAGCGAAAAAGAACCAACACCAAAGCUAUAUCGUAUGAAAAUCUUUGCCCCAAAUACAGUUGUAGCAAAAUCUCGAUUUUGGUAUUUUUUAAGAAAACUCCGUAAAAUUAAGAAGGCAGCAGGAGAAAUUGUUUCUUUGAAUGUGAUUCAUGAACGCCGACCUUUUAAAGUAAAAAAUUUUGGGAUUUGGCUUCGCUUUGAAUCACGCUCAGGAAUACAUAAUAUGUACAAGGAAUAUAGAGAAGCUUCUCGUGCAGCAGCAGUGGAAGCUCUUUAUCGAGAUAUGGCAUCGCGACAUCGCUCACGCUUUCGAUCUAUUCAUAUUCUUCGUGUUGUUGAACUAGAAAAAACCAGUGAUAUAAAACGACCAUGUGUUCGUCAAUUUAUCAAUUCAAAAAUUAAGUUUCCAUUACCUCAUCGCUAUCCUAAGUCCUUUAUUAAAAGGAAAGUGUUUAUGGCUAAAAGGCCAUCAACAUUUUACUAG
Molecule: messenger RNA, 537 nt
Organism: Pneumocystis jirovecii RU7
Lineage: Eukaryota; Fungi; Ascomycota; Pneumocystomycetes; Pneumocystales; Pneumocystaceae
Exons: 4
Coding region: 1-537 (178 amino acids)
Biological process (GO): translation
Cellular component (GO): cytosolic large ribosomal subunit; ribosome
Molecular function (GO): structural constituent of ribosome
Source: RefSeq, a predicted model, not a curated record